Messenger RNA from Sugiyamaella lignohabitans, 465 nucleotides. RefSeq lists its product as uncharacterized. The record is from RefSeq and is a predicted model, not a curated record. Lineage: Eukaryota; Fungi; Ascomycota; Dipodascomycetes; Dipodascales; Trichomonascaceae. The transcript has a single exon. Bases 1 to 465 code for a protein of 154 amino acids.
AUGGUUAAAAAGGCCAGCAGAAGACUGGUAUAUGCUCUAUCAUCGUCGCAAACCGACACUGGUGGCCAUUCGCUGGGAGUCAAUUCGCUCGCUAUAGACCCCACUCCAGGAGCCAAUGGCCUGACUGGAACACUAUACUCGGCAGGACGAGACGGAAUCAUCAAUGGCUGGGGCCUGACCGACAUCGAUGUGUCCACAAACUGGGACACGGAAUACAUCCCACGACCAAUCGAUGUUAAAAAAUCGGCUGCCAAAACCGACGAAUCCAAAAAGUCACCCGACGGCUCGACGGCGACGGUGUCCCGCACCCAGAUCCACACCAACUGGGUCAAUGAUAUCAUCCUCGCCAAUAACUAUCAGUCUGGUAAGUUUGUGGUGGGGAUUCUGCCUCCGGCGGCUGGGGCUCCGCCCCAGACCCUGGUUGCUCGCUUCGCUCGUCUCGUGGCUGAGUGGUGGUCUCUGUAG